Molecule: messenger RNA, 1374 nt
Organism: Brassica rapa (field mustard)
Lineage: Eukaryota; Viridiplantae; Streptophyta; Magnoliopsida; Brassicales; Brassicaceae
Source: RefSeq, a predicted model, not a curated record
AUGGCGGAUAAUUUGCGAAGGGCGAUUCAGGAUCUGAAUUUGGGUAUUGAUGAUGAUCCGGUGCCUCUCUCUGCGGCGGUUUGUAAUGAAGCGCGCCGGGUGAAUCAAUUUUCUUUGAUUGGGAGACCAUCUAUGCAAACGAAGCAAAACGUGAGGGCGCUCCUGACCUCCCUGCCUAAAAUGUGGGGUCUUCCUGGUCUCAUCUCUGGACGUAUCGUUGAUAGGAGGAAGUUCCAGUUUGUCUUUCCAACCGAAGAAAUGCUUCUGUCGGUGAUUAACAGAGGUCCAUGGGCGUUCAAUGAAAGAAUGCUGAUCAUUAGUCGAUGGGUUCCGGGUAUGGAUGACGCUGAUCUCAACUAUAUACCUCUGUGGGUGCAAAUUAGGGGUAUUCCUUUGGAGUAUCUUACCGAACAGGUGAUCCACAACAUUGGUGAUAGAAUGGGGGAAGUCAUGACGGUGGAUUUCAACCCAAGUGUUAACGCUGCGGUGGAAUUUGUUCGUAUUCGACUCAACUGGAACGUAGGCAACCCUCUCAAGUUUCAGAGAAACUUCCAAUUCUCCCCUGGAGUUAAUACUCUGCUGAAGUUCCGUUACGAACGACUCAGGGGUUUUUGUGAUCAGUGUGGGAUGAUUACCCAUGACUCCGGUGAAUGUCCUCCUGCAGCAGUGGUGGAUCAGAUGGAUGCUAACAAUGAGGAAGAAGAUCCUCCAAAUGACCAGGCCGGAGGUGAGGAAAAUGAGGAGGACGCAGCGGUGGCACCAGAUGGUCCUGCUCACGACAUUCCCAUGGAUCAGGUGAAUGAUGGUGAAACGGGUCCUGGUUCUCAUGUUGCAUUGCUGCAGCAAUUUAGCUCUACUGCUCCUAUGGUUAUAACUAGCCAAGGAUAUGAGCAAAACACUGGUGAGGUUCGGAUGAAGCGAAGGAAUGAUUUCGUGGCUGCUCUGCUAGAAGAAGGAAGCUCUAGUCGCCAGAGAGGUAGUGGUACUGAGAUGUGUUUGAGACAAGAGAAUGAAUCAGAUGAGGAGAGUGAUCACAUAAUCCUGGCGAUGGAAGCUCGUAGAUCCUCUGAGUUUGGUUUCAGCCAGUAUGGAUCGUUCCUUCAGGAGGACUUCGAUCAUGAGAUGGAUCAUAUCCAUGCCGCGAUGCAGCAUGCGGAUGAUCAGGGUGUUUCAAAGGAGAUAUCUUCUCUGGGUAAACGUCCAAGGAUGGAGUCUGAGAUGGUUGAUAAGUUUCCUGUUGGAAGGAUGAAGAUGUCUCAUGAGUUCAAUGCUCUGCGAAAGCUUCAGGAAGAUUAUGGUCAGGAUCAAGCUCAUGACAACAAUCCACAGAUCGACAGAGGCGCGGUGGGCCCGGUUCCACCAGAUGAACCAUGA